Molecule: messenger RNA, 3632 nt
Organism: Drosophila rhopaloa
Lineage: Eukaryota; Metazoa; Arthropoda; Insecta; Diptera; Drosophilidae
Product: trichohyalin
Exons: 2
Coding region: 83-3511 (1142 amino acids)
Source: RefSeq, a predicted model, not a curated record
GUCACAGUUUUCCGUUGGCUUCAGACGAAUAGUGCAAGAAAAAAUUAUAAGAAAAUUUAAAUUUACAAAGGAUUACAUUUCAAUGGAGAACAUCAACAAAAGAGAAUUAGUGAAGCGUCGUAAAAGGCGUUCCAUGAGGGACCGGUUGGAUCGUAGCUACCGCCAGAAGCGUCAGUCCAGUCCGCCACAACUGGUGGCCCCAAAGCCAUCGAGCAGCAGCCUGGCCAGGAGGAGAUCCAAGACGUCUCCGUUCGAGUGGCGAAAGAGGGUGAAGCACUUAGACUAUCUGGAAGACCAGUACAGGCGUGAGGAGCAGGAAAUGUGGAGCCUGGAGUUCCCAUCCGAAGAGUGCCCCAAGCUGGAACCACCGCCCAUAAUUUGCAAGCCAAAAAAUCGCGCGAAGACCGUCGGCGUUCAGGUGGAUGUUCCAGUGCUCUCUCCGCGGGCUAAACGCGAUCUCUGUGGGCGCGAGCGUAAACAACGGGAGAUUCUGGAGCGACGGGAACGGGAGCGAGUCGAGAAACUGAUUAGGGAGCAGGAGCGGGAUCGGCAAAGGACUUUGCUGGCCAAGCAGCUGCAACUGGACCGCCAGCGCCUUGAAAAAGCACGUCAAUUGCGCGAUCGGCGGUUGCGUGAGCAGCAACAAAAGGUAAAGGAACGGCGCGACUACGAACGCUACCUGAUGUUUAAAAAGCGGGAGGAGCAACGACUGCGGGAUCAGCGUUGGCGGGCUCGGCGCCGUCCUUCCACACCUUCAUCGCAGAAUGUAGAGGUAGUGGAGGAAGUUGGAACCGAUCUCGGGGAGGACCUCAGACACAUGUCCCGGACCGCAAUGACUGUUCCAGCCGAUUCAGAGGAUACUCAGAGUACGAGGCGCGAGCAACAGUUGCACCUGCGGGCGGAGAACGUAAGACACAAGGUGUUGGCCUAUGAGCAGCUUAAGGAAUUCCAUCGAGAAAGAGCGAGGUCCGGGCGGUAUCGGCAACUCAGGAUGCGGGAAACACCCGAAGAAAAAGCCAAAAAACAAGAGAAAGAAGAGAAGAAACAAAGAUAUCAGGAAAAUAAAAAACUUGAACGAAAACAUUCGGAAAAAUUAAAAAGUGAACUAGAGGAAAUGAAGGACUUUCAAAGAAAAGCAUGCGAACAAGAAGAAAUAAAGAUUGAGAGGCUCAAAAUGAAACUCAAUGAGGUUCGAGAACGAGAAAGAAGGCGGAAUGAGGAAAUGAAGCUGAUUUCACAAAGGACAAAAGAACUUGAAAAAAGAGAACGAGAGGAGUGCGAAAGAAUCGCUAAGGAAGAAAAGUUUCAGAGAGAGAAAGGGCUUUUGGAGAAGCUCAAGCGGAACAGGAGCGAAAAAGAUGAGUUAGAGAAAAAAGCCAGAGAGGAAGAUCUCAAGAGGGAACAGUUUCUAAAGCAGUGGCUUCAAAUGCAAGAUAAGGAGAGAGAAGAGCGAGAGGAACGAGAGGAACGUCAGAAAAGGGUCAUUCCAGAAGGUGAAAUGAAAACCCAGAACACAGUAGAUAUGGGAGAUCAAGCUAAUGAGCUAAGAAAAGAAGAACUUGAUCUAAUGGAAAGGGAGAAUUUAUUAAAGGAACGGCAGGGAAUGACAAAACUCGAAGAAGUGAAAGCCAGGGACCAAAGACUUCAGAAAAUUAGACAGAUAAGGGAAAGAGAACUCCAGGUGGAAUUCGAGACAAGGGAAGUCGCAAAACAACUCAAGGAGCAACUCGAAAGACAAUUGGAGCUCCACACAAAUAGAGAGAUGGGUCAAAAGCCCUUGGAGGAAACGGCGUUUCCAAAAUUGGAAGAUCUGGAAACAGAAGAAAAAAUACUGGUGACCGAAAGCCAGAAUUUUGAGGAUAAGGCGCCUCAUGGGACCCAAAUUAGUGAGGACAGAACAAAGAGCAUUGAAAGUGAGACAAAAAGAAAAAGCCAACCGAAUGAUAUGGAAAAAUAUCCAGGAGACAUGAAUACCCAGCAUGGUUCAUCUAGCAAGGAUAUUCUUAGCGCGUCUCACACCAAGGUCCAGCAGUUUUGUCAGCAAGCUGAACCCCAAGCGGAAGGAAAUCAAGAAAGGGAUGGCAAGCUUAACGAUCAGGUCCUGGAGCGGCGACAAGUACUCGAGGAGUUGCGUUUGGAAGCGGGAAAACUGGCGGACCAGCAUUCUUUGGCCAGACGUUGCCGGAGGAAGGAAUCAUUUGAAAUCCAGGACGAGAAUAUCAAGAAUGCGGUUACAGAACCGUAUCCUUCCGAGGAAGUAGUCGACGAAAACUGGUCUUGUAUGUUAACGCAAGACAAACAAACUGCAGAUAAGACUCGGCAACCAAAAAUCCAACGACUUAGCUCCAGUCGCGAGUAUUUCCAGCCGGGAUCCCCACAGACUCGAAGCGAACGAUGGUCUCGCUUUAUUGGAAGUGAAAGGGAAUCCGAAUCUGAGGAUCUUGGAGGACGAGGACGCAAUCGUGUGAGCUCCUCUAGCGGCGAAAACGAUGCACAGAAGGCUCCCCGCUACUCCUUGGUUGGCAGUUAUUGCCCUAGCAAGAAGAUCUAUACGGUGGAAGCACAGAACAUUCAACCAACUCCAUAUGGAAACACCGAACAGCAGGAAGCUUAUGGCUCCUAUGUUCGCAAUCGGGUGGCUAAUUGGCGGAAAUCGCUUCGACCAAAUUCAUAUUCCACGGACGAGGAAGAAAUUGUGGAGAGACGGGAAAGGAAUGGUGGUAAAUCGUACAACGUUGGCUUGACUUUCUGCACGCAAACUGGUAAGAAGCGUUAUCCGCAGAAUAAACAACGUCAAUUUAAGCAGAGAGAAGGCCAGGUCCAGCAGAGAAGGGUAUUUGGCCAGCUCCUAACAGAAGCUCGGUCAUCUGACUACCAUCAGGAAAUACUGAACGGCGAAAACUGUCUUUUACAGCAAAAGCUGUCUGAGGGCCAAACCAAAGCUACAAACAAUUAUGUUCAGGAAGCUCUUUUGCAGGCGGCUUGCAGAAUAAUCAGUCUUUUAAAGAAUGAUCAAGCCUUUGCCAGUUCCGAGGAAGAGUUUGAAACUCCGGAAGAUGGAUUACCCGAGCAGAUUCAUCGACAGGAGACCGAAAGCAAGAUAAAGUUACCCAGACCUAUAUUUAAAACGCUAAUGGAACCCCUGCUUCCACUAACUCUUCCCCAUCUUUUUGAAAAGUUUGUCAUGUUGGACAACGAGCUGGAGGCGCAUUUAAGAAAGUUAAGCAUCCGUGUUUUCGGGGGACAGGGUGGUAAAGAUAUGCGACGAGAAGUGGAGCGAAUGAUGGACCAACAGCGGCAGGUACAAAGCAUUCAUCUGGCCAAAAUGUGCCGGGACUCCGAGGAACAGACGCUGCGCCAGUGGAGGCGUCUGGCCAGGAACUCCCUACUUGGACUGAAUAACAUUUUUAAAGAUUAUUGCGACAUGCGUGACGCACUGCCAUGCGUAACCCUUCAGACCAUCGAGCGGCUAUACAGUGAAUGGAAGGUGCGGAGGUUUACUGUCGAUUAGAUACGAGUGUUACUGAAAUGUCGCAAUUUUGUUAUUUUACGCUUUAUUUGUUAACUUUUUAAAAUUCUUGUUAAAUGUUGUGUAAUAAUAUUGGCCUAUGUUGCCAGAGUUGGGAACAAAU